UGUUCCUCCGCCGAGGAGAAGAGGCGAUUUUAAAAACGCUUAAAUGUCGCCAACAAACCUUUCAUAGGAACAAUGAAAUCCAGACUUCAUUUGGCUUUUUCUGGGUCAUUUAUGUUCUCAUGUGAUUCCAACCGAACCGCGGAACCGAACCGAACCUCCGGCAGAGAGUUAAAUCUUUAAACUAUUCCGACUUGAAACUGACAUGGAGGCUGCAGAGGGUCAGCGGGGGCGAGACGGAGGCAGCCAGAGAUGGUCCCCCCUCGACGUCAUCAUGAGUCAGAUCCGCAGGAAGCGCUCAGCAGCAGACAGGAAGCCCCUGGGCCGCUUCCUGUCGAGAACCUCAGAGCGGACGGCGAUCCCUGAGGACGCAGAGUCCGAGAACAGAGGACAGAGUCCAGGCGCUGCGGCGCCGGCGGAGAGCCAGCGUGAUGCCGGCUGGGGAAGAGUGUGUGUUUUCCUGCAGAAGUUGGGGAAGAAAGCGGACAGUAGGAGUCUGAGUCUGGCUCACUGCGAUCUGACGGCCACAGACCUGCUGGAGCUCGCAUCGCUGCUCCAGUUCCUCCCUCAGCUGGAGGAGAUGGAUGUCUCUUGGAACGAACUGAUUGGUGGCAGUCUGACAACAUUGACCUCUCACCUCCAACAUGUGGGCGGGAUCAGGACGCUGAAGCUCUGCAGCUGCAGGCUGAACGCAGACGAUGUCGCCGCGCUGGGUGAAGCCCUAACUUCUGUUCCUGUGUUGGAGAUCCUCGAUCUGUCCUGGAACAGCAGCGUUGGCGGCGUUUUGCAAAGCUUGCUGGGUAAACUUCAGCCAUCAGUGAGGGAGCUCCACCUGGUGGCCUGUCAGCUCACUGCGGCGGACGCUGCUGCUCUGGGAGGCCUGGUGGCCGUUCUGCCUAAACUCUGUGUGUUGGACGUUUCCUGUAACCCUCGGCUGACACAGGAAGUGGACGCUGGCGGCUUCAGGCAGCUGGCUGCCUCCCUGUCCCACGCCACCUCCCUGACCGUGCUGCGGCUGCAGGCCUGCGGGUUGAAACCUGACGACCUCGAGGCUCUUGGUGCUUCCCUGCACUGCCUGCCCUCGGUGCGCCAGCUGGACCUGUCCUGUAACAGAAGUAUGACUGGAGGCCUGAGCCGACUCGCCUCUCACCUGCCUCACAUGGCUCACCUGGAGAGCCUGGACCUCCACCUGUGCCGCCUCAAACGCGUCGACAUGGAGGCUCUGAUCCAGGUGCUGCCCUCUCUGACGGCGCUGACGGCGCUCGACGUUUCGUCCAAUAAGGAGGCGGGAGGCGCGGUCCACCAGCUGGUGUCGGUGCUGCCGCUGACUCAGAUGAGGAGGCUGCCGAUGAGCAGCUGCAGGCUGACGGAGGAGUCCUUCACCGCCCUGGCUCUGGUGGCGCCAUACCUGCGCAGCCUGGAUGUUUCCUGGUGUAAGGUGGUAGGCGGUCGCCUGCCGCUGCUGAUGGACGCGCUGCAGCCGUCCGUGAUCCUGGAGCUUCGCCUGAGCAGCUGCUGCCUCACCACCGCUGACCUGCAUCACCUAGCUGGCGUGUGCCGACGCGGCUGCGUGUCCUCCCUUCGGGUCCUGGACUUGUCCUACAACGGCUCGGUCGGGGACGCCGGCUGGGCGGCGCUGUUUACGGCGGGCGGCCUGGGCUCACUGGAGGAGGCCGACCUCAGCCUCCGACCUUUGACCUGGGCUCCCUGCUCGGCCUGGCUGCCGGCGCUGCUCGGGGCUCUGCCUCGGAUGCCGGCGCUGGCCCGGCUGGCCAUGCAGCGCUGGAGCACCGGGCCGCAGGAGGAACAGCAGCUGCGGUUCAGCGUGAAGAACCGGAACAUCUGGCUGGACUGGGAUCCGGACGGUUCGGACUGGAAGACCAGCAGCCAGGAGGAGAGUCACUCUGAGGAGUAGGGAGGAGGUCAAAGGUCACUUGGAUUUCAACAGAUCAGAAACAAUCAAUCAUACCUGAUUCCUGAGGUCCAAACAUUUCAGCUUCUGACUGUUGGAGGCUUAAAGUCAACAAUUAUUCUCACGUUGCACAAGAAAAUAAAUUCACAAUUAUUUAA
Messenger RNA from Poeciliopsis prolifica (blackstripe livebearer), 2067 nucleotides. Its product is annotated as leucine-rich repeat-containing protein 31-like. The record is from RefSeq and is a predicted model, not a curated record. NCBI's taxonomy places the organism in Eukaryota, Metazoa, Chordata, Actinopteri, Cyprinodontiformes, Poeciliidae. The transcript is spliced from 10 exons. The coding region runs from base 203 to 1912 and encodes 569 amino acids. Gene Ontology annotation, molecular function: protein binding.